Messenger RNA from Cataglyphis hispanica, 1740 nucleotides. RefSeq names its product ruvB-like 2 (gene rept). Bases 116 to 1510 code for a protein of 464 amino acids. The record is from RefSeq and is a predicted model, not a curated record. Gene Ontology annotation, biological process: box C/D snoRNP assembly; chromatin remodeling; regulation of transcription by RNA polymerase II. Gene Ontology annotation, molecular function: ATP hydrolysis activity; DNA helicase activity; ATP binding. The transcript has 7 exons. Gene Ontology annotation, cellular component: Swr1 complex; Ino80 complex; R2TP complex. Lineage: Eukaryota; Metazoa; Arthropoda; Insecta; Hymenoptera; Formicidae.
UGUAGAUACUGUGUUCAUGGGCCUGUCUAACAACAUUGGUGCCAAUGCCAACGAGGAGAUUGCGUUAUAUUCGUAGUUAUAUUAGAUUUAGAAAACACAUGUAUUAUUAUUAAGCAUGGCGGUUAUUACUAAUAUCCAAGAUGUUCGUGAAAUUACUAAAAUAGAGCGUAUUGGUGCUCAUUCUCACAUCAGAGGUUUAGGACUAAAUGAUAGUUUAGAGCCUCGUAAUGUAUCUCAAGGUAUGGUUGGCCAAUUUAUGGCACGACGGGCUGCUGGUGUUAUUCUAGAGAUGAUAAAAGAUGGCAAAAUAGCAGGUCGUGCGGUUUUGUUAGCUGGACAACCUGGCACAGGAAAAACAGCUAUUGCUAUGGGAAUGGCACAAGCUCUAGGCAUAGAUACCCCUUUUACAUCAAUGGCUGGUUCUGAAAUUUAUUCUUUAGAAAUGAGUAAAACAGAAGCCUUAACUCAGGCCAUUAGAAAAUCUAUCGGAGUCAGAAUUAAAGAAGAGACAGAAAUUAUAGAAGGUGAAGUUGUGGAGAUCCAAGUCGAUAGGCCAGCAACUGGGGUUGGAGUAAAAGUUGGCAAAUUAACAUUAAAAACAACCGAGAUGGAAACAAUAUAUGAUUUAGGAAAUAAAAUGAUUGAUUGCUUAAUGAAAGAAAAAGUACAAGCUGGCGAUGUUAUAACAAUCGAUAAAGCAACAGGGAAGAUCAACAGACUCGGACGUUCCUUUACUAGAGCUCGAGAUUAUGACGCAACUGGUUCACAAACCCGUUUUGUACAAUGUCCUGAGGGUGAAUUGCAAAAGCGCAAGGAAGUUGUUCACACAGUGACUUUACAUGAAAUUGAUGUAAUAAACAGCAGAACCCAUGGAUUCCUAGCGCUGUUUUCCGGAGAUACUGGAGAAAUUAAAUCAGAGGUGCGAGAUCAAAUAAAUGCUAAAGUUGCCGAAUGGCGGGAAGAAGGCAAGGCAGAAAUUGUGCCAGGUGUACUAUUUGUCGAUGAAGUACACAUGUUGGAUAUUGAAUGUUUUUCGUUUCUUAAUCGAGCAUUGGAGAAUGAAAUGGCUCCAGUUGUGAUCAUGGCAACAAACAGAGGUAUUACGAGAAUCAGAGGCACAAAUUAUAAGAGUCCUCAUGGUAUUCCAAUUGAUUUAUUGGAUCGUUUGAUUAUUGUUCCAACAAGCCCAUAUCAAGAGAAAGAACUGAAGGAAAUUUUGAAAAUAAGAUGCGAGGAAGAAGAUUGCGAAAUGGCUGAUGAUGCCUUGACAGUGUUAACAAGAAUCGCUUUGGAAACGUCAUUAAGAUACGCGAUACAAUUAAUUACGACGGCUUCUUUAGUUAGUCGCCGAAGAAAGACUACAGAAGUCAGUAUUGAAGAUGUAAAACGUGUUUAUUCAUUGUUUAUUGAUGAAAAUAGAUCUACGCAAUUUCUCAAGGAAUAUCAAGAUGAUUUUAUGUUCAAUGAAUUCUCUGUUUCAACUGGGGAAAAUAUGGACGUUUCUCCAUAGGACAUUAAAAAAGCGCAUAAAUCGAAUUUUUUUAUUAAGUGCUAUAUAUUUUACAAUAUAAUUAACAUCUAUAAUUUACAAAGAUUAAUAAUAAAAAUUUUUAUUAAAUAUAAAAACAAUUGAAACAUCUCUUAAUAUUAUUACUCUACGAUACUUAUUAGCGCAAAUAUUGUUCAUAUAUGUUAAUUAUGUAUUAACAAAUUUAUCAAAAAUAAAUGUUUUGCAUUAUU